Puccinia graminis f. sp. tritici CRL 75-36-700-3 is the source of this 1517-nucleotide messenger RNA. RefSeq lists its product as uncharacterized. The record is from RefSeq and is a predicted model, not a curated record. NCBI's taxonomy places the organism in Eukaryota, Fungi, Basidiomycota, Pucciniomycetes, Pucciniales, Pucciniaceae. The coding region runs from base 286 to 948 and encodes 220 amino acids. The transcript has 3 exons.
UCAGAUUCCAGAAGCACCCAUACCCAGACAUCUUGAUUGAAUUGCUCCCAGGCUCCCAGCAUACAUAUAAAAACUCUAAACAAAGCUUAAAAUCACUUUUUAUCCAACUCACUGAUAUUUUGUGACCAGUGCUCAUACUCUAACUCUCUUCUCUGCAUCACAUACCUGUCCUGAAGAUCAAAGUGAGAAAGAGCCCAAUCCUUGUCCAAUCAAAACACAAAGCUAAAAUAACUCACCUGAUAAUAAAGACAACUUGAAGCAACUUCACAAACAUUGUAGCCUACCAUGCUUUCCUCAUUUUGGAUUAUUGGCCUGAUGUUUAGCAUCAUUCAUGUUGAAGGACUUGUUCAGGGCCCCAUGGAGAAACUCAUUGGGUAUCCAUUCAUGAGGUUAUGUGGUGAUCGUGUGGACAAAGGGCACAUUUUUGUAGAGUAUACAAGCAAGAUUCCUUCAUCUGAUGUGGGACAAGCAGAUUUCCAGAAUAUAAGAUUGAAAACUGAAGAUAUCAUAAUGGCCUUGGCUGAAUUAGAGGCAACAAAUCACAGAGAUAGUGCUAUGCAAGAUCUUUCUGAAUUUUUAGCAUUUGACAAGGCUGCAGGAUUCAAAAUCAAUUACGUGGUUGUAGAUACUGUUAGAGCCCGGGAUGGGAGCUCACUAGACCAUUGGACUCGGAACUCUUCAAGCCACUUUUAUUGUUUUAAAAGCUUAGCUCCUGAGCCAGCCCAGCUGAUCAAUCAAAUUUGCACCCAGAAAAUAUCUCAAAUUUUAUUCCCAGAGGCACAUACCUUGCCAUCCUCUUCCAAAGGACCAAGUGGUGAAAGGAUGCAAGAAGAGGAUCAACAUGGUCUAAACUUGUCAAAGGAUAUGGAUCUAAAAAGCCUCAAAGUGGGAGAGACCCAAAACUCAGAUAACAUUAUAGAGCCAGCUCCAAUCAAUCAUGAGAGCUAGGAGAUAGCUUUUUUGUGGAUCGGAGCUUCUAUUGAACAACUGGUCGGCUCUCAGAGUGAUAGCUCAAAUAAUUGAUUUUUCAAAAAAAAAACUGAGAUGUACUUUCUUCUUCUUCCACUUUAUUCUAAAAUUGAAUUCCCAUGGAUGGAAGAAAUCAAAUUGAAACCAUCUCACAUUCUUCUCUAUAAGAAAGAAUGAACAAGGAGAUCCAAGAAUUUCCUUAAGUUCUGAACUACCCUGGUCCUGUUCAAAAUAACAAAAUAAAAAUACAAAAAUUUUUAGAUGGAAAUCAAAACUUUUCUCUUUUCAUAUUCAUCUUCUUCUUCCUAUUUCAUCUCCCUUACUCCCAAUAUCUUUUGUACAGAGUUGGAUUUGUAACUUCUCAGGCUUUGUUCAUUCCUGUGAUCAUAAAUUAUCUAGUCAUCACCAAACAGUUUUUGCUGUCUUGUUUUACUCUUGCAGGGAUUUCCCAAAAUGUCUUUGUGAUGAGUAUGGACGAUGCAGUAAAUUCAGUGAGGAUGGAUGUCAAGUUCACUUGCUCAAAACAUCUGUUGUCUCUGGGAGGCAAA